AUCGCCUGGGCUGGGACAGCAGUAAAGGCCAAGAGGGAAGCCGGGCCCGAGGACAGCCCACCUCGGGGUCAGCAGCCUCUGCCUCUUGCCGUCCUCGGCGGGCCUGGUGGUGCCAUGGUGGUGCGGCACGGCACCGACAAGGGGGCGCCCGGGGCAGGUGUGCGGCUGGAGCCCUUCCUGCACCAGGUCGGGGGCCACCUGAGCAUGCUGCAGUAUGAUGCGCACACGGUGUGCAAGCCCCUGGUCUCUCAGGAGCAGAAGGUCUACGAGUCCCUCCCACUGGCCAUGAGGGGCUUCACUCCGCAGUACAAAGGUACCAUCACAGUGCGUCUCCGGAGAGAUAGCAGAGGCCACCUCGGUCUCGUUGCCAACCCACUGAAGGAGAACCUGGAGCCUUUCCAAGUCUCCCCGGAGUCCAGAGCGGUAGCUAUCUGGCAGACACUUCAGCAGACCGCCAGCAGUGACAGCAGCCCCCGUCCCCUGGUCCAGCUGGCACAGUCACUCGAGGAGAGCGCAGCCAAGGUGCUCCUGAGAUCCGGCUGCCAGCUCAGCACCCAGGCCUCCCCGCUGGUGGAAAGCGCCGAUGGGAGCCAGGUGGAGCGGAAGAGCUUUAACCCGUGGGGCCUGCACUGCCACCAAGCCCACCUGACCCGCCUGUGCUCCGAGUACCCAGAGGACAAGCGGCACCGGUUCCUGCUGUUGGAAAACGUGGUGUCUCAGUACAGGCAGCCCUGCGUCUUGGACCUGAAGAUGGGGACCCGGCAGCACGGAGACGAUGCCUCCGAGGAGAAGAAGGCCCGGCACAUGAUGAAGUGUGCGCAGAGCACCUCAGCCUGCCUGGGCGUGCGCAUCUGCGGCAUGCAGGUUUAUCAAACCGACAAGAAGAGUUUCCUCUGCAAAGAUAAGUACUACGGAAGGAAGCUCUCGGUGGAGGGGUUCAGGCAAGCCCUCUCUCAGUUCCUGCACGACGGUACCCGCCUCCGCUCGGAGCUGCUGGAGCCCAUCCUGCACAGGCUGCAGGCGCUGCUCACCGUCAUCAGGAGCCAGGCCUCUUACCGCUUCUACUCCAGCUCCCUCCUCAUAAUCUACGACGGGCAGGAGCCUCCUCAGCCGGCGCCCCAGACCACCCAAGACAGCACUUCCGGUGGCGCUGCCGGCCACCCUGCCAAAGUCGACGUCCGCAUGAUUGACUUCGCUCACACGACCUACAAGGGCUCCUGGAACGAGAGCACCACCUACGAGGGACCAGAUCCUGGCUAUAUCUUCGGCCUGGAAAACCUCAUCAGGAUUCUGAGGGAUAUCCAAGAGGGAGAAUGAAGCUUCCUGGAACUUUCUGAGAUUUUCCAGGCUACAGAAUUUCGCAAAGGGACCCAAGUUAGGGCAGUCUAGAUCCCCUAUAGGUAUCUUUGUAAAAUAACCGUAUCUACCUUCAAAAGCCAUCUCUGCACAUGACCAGCGAUGUUGACCCUUGCUACAGGAAUCUGCUCUGCAGGCAGCCACCCCCUCAACUGGGCAUCCUGUGGGGCAGAGCUCCUGUUGGAGCAGGCAGUGAAAGUGCCACCGUCGUGGGGUGCACAGGAGGGUGUAGCCUGGGUUAGAGGCCAGCGCCACAGCGUUGCAGGUGCCAGCACUCCAGACCACGUCUCUGCUGUGAUGCAGCGGUCUCAGCAGCCCUGAGGGAGGAAAAGCCCCCGGAGGAAGCCUGGAAGACUCUUGUGCUUGCACAGGUAGACAGAGCCACUGUCUCCCACCUCCUACGACCAGUUACAGGCUGGACAGGAGUAAGUGAGGCCCUUUGUCCAUCUUGCACUGGCUGGGGAGUGGUGGGGGAGUCGCUCAGUCAGAGGCAUGAGCUUUGCAUGCAUAAGAGCAAGCCCCAGAGUCAGGAAAUAAGGAGAACAACAGUGAUAAAUGAACGAGUGGACCAGGGUAGGCCCAGGCAGCCUCCGAUGCCCAUCUUGGCAUGUGGGGGGAAAGCUCCCCCACAGACUUCUCAGGGCCUGAUGGAACUAGCAAGUCUUCUACAGUGUGAUCACGUGGUGAUGACCCUGACUUGGGAAAGCAGCUCCCAGUGGAGGUGGAGUGAGCCACCAGAAGAGCCAAUAGCGUUUGACUGUCUUCUCCAUGUCUGUUUAUUUAUUUAUUUUUGGGGUGUGUGGGUAGGGGGGGUUGGAAGCAGAGAACCAGAAGACCAGGCAACCCAGGAUGAUGUUUACAAGAGUGGUGGACUCGAGUAAAUAGGAAACCAGAGCAAACAGGUCUAAUGAAUUCCUUCUUCCGCAGCAUUGAAACUUAUUACAAU
Molecule: messenger RNA, 2302 nt
Organism: Meriones unguiculatus (Mongolian gerbil)
Lineage: Eukaryota; Metazoa; Chordata; Mammalia; Rodentia; Muridae
Gene: Ip6k3
Product: inositol hexakisphosphate kinase 3
Exons: 5
Coding region: 115-1317 (400 amino acids)
Biological process (GO): inositol phosphate biosynthetic process; phosphatidylinositol phosphate biosynthetic process
Cellular component (GO): nucleus; cytoplasm
Molecular function (GO): inositol hexakisphosphate kinase activity
Source: RefSeq, a predicted model, not a curated record